AUGCUGAAAGUACGAAUCAGAACAACUGCAAAGGCUUCCUGGUCUUCUGAUAGUCUGGAAAAAGCUAUAAAGCUUGUUGAAGGAGGUUCUUCUAUGAGACAUGCUGCCAAGUUAAUGGGAAUCUCCUUUUCAAGCCUCCAAAAGAGGAUAAAAGAAGGUUCUACCUUAGGACCACAUCUAGGAAGAACAGACGAAAUAAGUCUGUUCUUCGAGCUACUUGGCCAGCUGAUGGAAAAACAUAGAUUUGUUCCAAAAAAUGUUUAUAAUAGCGACGAAACGAGUAUUUCAACAAUUCAAACUCCUGGAAAAAUUCUGGCUACCAAAGGACAGAAGAGAGUGGAAUCGAUAGCCAGUUGGGAAAGAGGAAAAAACAUCACUUUGAUGUGUGCUAUGAGCGCUGCUGGCGGUUACAUUCCACCAAUGUUCAUUUUCCCCAGAAAAAGGUUGACUUCACUGCUCGAGAAGGAUGGUCCAGCAGGAGCGCUUCACAAAUGCUCGGACAACGGUUGGAUUAUUGAGAAUCUCUUUCUUGAAUGGUUGGUGCAUUUUAAACAGCACGCUAAGCCGUCUGCAGAUGAACCCAUCCUUUUAAUACUAGACAACCAUGCUAGUCACAUUUCUCUUUCCAUCUACAAAUAUUGCAAGUUCAAUCAUAUUCAUAUGUUGUCUCUGCCACCACACACGUCACAAAGAAUGCAACCUCUGGACGUUUCUUUUUUUGGUCCGCUCAAAAUGGCAUAUAAAAAAGAAUGUGACUUAUUUUUGAAAAGCCAUCUUGCAGAAAAGAUAACACCUUAUGACGUAGCAUCGUUGGUGAGAAAAGCAUUUAAUAAUGUUGCGUCUAUUAGUAAAGGAGAAUCGGGUUUUAGAGCUACUGGAAUAUUUCCACUAAAUUCGGAAGUAUUCACAGAAGAAGAUUUCUUCGCUGCAGAAACUCUCCAAUCUGACACUAUUAUAAUCCAAGACUGCAAUGAAACUCUCGCAGCUACCAGCAUGAUUCCCAGCACAUCAAAAGAAUUUCACUCACCAGUUCCGAGUACUUCAAAACAAAUUUAUCCACCGGUUCUUGGGAUGUCUGAACGAGUAGGCCCACUUGAUUCAGAACCAGAUAUUAUAUCACCAGCAGCUGGCACGUCAAAUCAAAUUAGUGCUGAUUUGCAUGAUUUGAUCAAGUUGCCAGAUAAAACACCUGUUAUGAAUACAAAAAAGGCCGAAAGAAGCACCACGCUACAAUUUUAA
Leptinotarsa decemlineata (Colorado potato beetle) is the source of this 1239-nucleotide messenger RNA. RefSeq lists its product as uncharacterized. NCBI's taxonomy places the organism in Eukaryota, Metazoa, Arthropoda, Insecta, Coleoptera, Chrysomelidae. The record is from RefSeq and is a predicted model, not a curated record.